Molecule: messenger RNA, 2032 nt
Organism: Tachysurus fulvidraco (yellow catfish)
Lineage: Eukaryota; Metazoa; Chordata; Actinopteri; Siluriformes; Bagridae
Exons: 6
Coding region: 1251-1976 (241 amino acids)
Biological process (GO): response to bacterium
Source: RefSeq, a predicted model, not a curated record
CACUGAUCUUUCAGCGUUAUUAGUAAACCCCAUCAUUAUGGUGGUGGUAGAUCAUAUUAAUGAGGUUGUGUUCCACCACAUAUUGUGUCAGUUUGGUCUUCCAGAAGACAUGCUCUUGGAUCCUGGUACCUACAUCAGUUCAUAACUUUGAAGGUCUUUAUGCAGCAGUGUAAGUGUCAAACCCAAUGGGCAGGUGGAGAGACCGAACAUAGAAUACAAGUGGCAUCUCUUUAGAUUAUGUAGGAGCUCAUACAUGGGAUUAGUGUAUGUUUUUCUAGAGUUUAUCAGACCUCAUGUCCUUUUUAAUGUUAUAUGGAGUUCUAUCUACCUCUGUUUCCAUGAAUCCUGGCCUGUGAUGAGGUUCAAGUUCCAGCAGUGGAUGAAUGGUUGUAACAGUGUAGGGACGACAUGUGAGAACGAUCAACCCAAAAGCUCCAAAUGCAAUAUAUAGAGUUUAGAAAUGAGAAACAAACAAGCAAGAAUAAGUGACCCCUAUAAUGACCCCUGUGACCUUUGGGAGAAAAAAGACACAAAUAAAGAGAUGAGUUUGUGAAGGUAAUACCCUUAAUACAUUUACAGCAUUUAUCAGACACCCUUAUUCAGGGUGACUUACAACUGAGAGGGUUAAGGGCCUUGCUCAGGGGCCCAGCAGUGGCAGCUUUGUGGACCUGGGGUUCGAACCCAUGACCUUCCAAUCAGUAGUCCAACACCUUAACCACUUAGCUAGCACAUUCCACAAUUCAUCUCCCAAACACCAGCUCUUAUUGUUAUUAAAGUAUCUCAUGCUUCUUCUUGGUGCACUUUACUGUCAGGUCCUACAAUAAUCAACGGCCAUGUCAAAUCCUGAUACUCAAAUACAUUACACACUUUGUUGGCCCAAAUGUUUAUUUCUCUUUACAGAAGAUUUAAUUCAGAUUAAAAUAGCAGCUGCAUUGAGAUAUACAAUAGGAAAAGACUUUAAACCACAUUUUAAUCAAACCACAUUUUCCAUUCUGGCCUUUUUGAUAUAUCUUUCUGUUUCACACCCCAAGACAAAUGCAGGAAAUUAUGGGGGUUGGUGUAGGUGUAGGAGACAAUUGUGUGCUUGUUUAAUACAUCAUUUAUUUUUAGAGCCAAGCUCAUUCUGGGGUGGGAUCAGUACAGACCGCCUUUAGUGUACAUAUCAGUUCAAACCGCGCUUGAAGGGCAUUUCUACUCUGAUGAGAAAUGAGAUACAGACACUGUAGUAUUUCUAUAUAAUAUAAAAAAAAAUGCUUUCUGGUUUCUGGGUUUUUGUACUGAUCUUCAACACCAUGUUCCAACCUGGUACACAUUUGGUUAACCCUCCAAAAGCACAAUCCUCCAAAGGGCCAAACGUUUAUCAGCAUGAUGCAAAGCUCAGUGUGAAUAUCGGAGACACGGCUACUCUACAGUGUUGUCUUUUAGGAAUAGGAACAGAAAAUGGAGAAAUUAUCUGGUUUAAGCAACAAAACGAAAAACAGCCUCAGGUUAUCUUCAGAUUCUUUAACACUGCCAGAGAAAAGUUUUACAAAGAAUUCCAAAAUUCUCGUUUUCAAAUGAAAAAAUUAUCAAACUGCUUCAAUUUGACCAUUUUAAACACCACCCUGUGUGAUGAAGCCACAUAUUACUGUGCGCUCGUGUCUACUGAUGGAACUCGUUUACAAAUGAAAGGUGAGCGUGUUAACGCUGAAACAUCUAAAGCAGCUCUGUGUGAUCAUUCAGUGGAGUGUGAACCAACACCGCAAGAAAACAACACUAACAAGGACACACGACACGACACAGUGAUCGGUUUGGGAUCGACUUUGGGUUUGUGCGCAGUUCUAAUUUUCUGUCUAGCUUAUUUCAUACUGAGGAGAAGAAAACUCGAUAAAACAAAACCUUCUGUAGGAGAUCCUUCAGGAAGGACGCAGGAAUCUGACAGUGAAACUCUGACGUAUACAACUGUACAUUUUACCAAAAGGAAAGACGAUAUUUAACUACGUUAUUUAACUACCUGCAAACAAAUAAAAAUAAAAAAUGUAAUAAUUGUUAA